Blastocystis hominis is the source of this 846-nucleotide messenger RNA. RefSeq names its product Sam50. NCBI's taxonomy places the organism in Eukaryota, Bigyra, Opalinata, Blastocystidae. Gene Ontology annotation, cellular component: outer membrane. The record is from RefSeq and is a predicted model, not a curated record. The transcript is spliced from 6 exons. Bases 1 to 846 code for a protein of 281 amino acids.
AUGUCGAUGCCCGAUAUCAGUGGAAUGCCUAUGAAUUUCUCGGCAUUCAAGAUAGAGCCUCCCUAUAAAACCAAAAACCGAGUGAUCCAACGAGAGAUUCCGGAAGAGUUGAAGCAUGCAAAGACCUUGGGCGAAAUCUAUGCCGCUCUCGUGAAAAUGCAAAUGAAUCUGAUGUCUCUCGAUAUAUUUGAUGAUGUUCGAUUCGUGUUGGAUGUUCCCGACUAUAUGCAGUUUGAUCCGAACGCUGUCAUGGUGCGCAUGUUUUUGAAAGAGAAAAGACCAGUCAUGCUCGGUGUAGGUGGUUCGUUCAGUUCCACGGCGACGGAUGCCUCUCUUGAGGGAAAUCUCGAAGUGGUGAAUGCCACGGGCUAUGCCGAUCGUUUGGUGUCCCGCGUGAACUUCGACGUGCUUCGCAAGAGCUCGCUCUACAGCAUCAAUCUCCUGGUUCCCAAAUCGAUCUUCGGUCAUCACCUUAUUUUGGAUUACACGAAAUCCAUCCGCGACUACCUCAAAGAAAGCAGUGUGAGCUGCCUCUCCGACGGCGUCACGCUUUCCCUCCAGCACCCUUCCCGCCUCUACAGCUUCGCCUACAGCCUCGCUUGGCGGGACAUGCUUCCCGCCUCCAACGUCGACGUCGACGUCGAGCGCCGCUCGCUCCAGCACGUGAGCCGCGCCAUGCUUCGCCAAUGCCGCCCUUCCCUCAAAUCCACGCUUUCCGCCUCCAUUUCCCUCGAUUCCCGCGAUAAUCCCGUGCUCCCCACCUCCGGAUCCUCCCUCCGCCUCCAACUGGUUUCCACGUUUCCACGAUUCGACGGUAGGCGUACAGCGGGCUCCUCGGCGACGUGA